AUGGCGUCUCUAUGUGGAAGAUUAGUGCAGAACGCUGCCUUGCGGAAUAUUACCUGCACUCCGGUGCGAUUCUGGAAAAUUAUGAACGGUCCGAUCGAGCACGGUCUUGAGAAGGGCAAACUUUUGGCCAGACAGGCCGGCGAUAAUGACCCGUUCGAUUUGCGCGUGUUCAAGCGUGGCCCGGGAACCAAGGAGAGCCCCAACAUGAUUCCUUCGGCUUUCGAGUCCCGUCUAUCCCGACAGUAUGGAAAUGUCUGUGAGAAGCAUCAGACCUACAUUCAGGGAUGUGGCUGCACUAAGCGUUGCGAUUGUGGACACUGGUUCAAGCUGGUUGAAAAGGCUCUCUAA
This is a messenger RNA of Armigeres subalbatus, 348 nucleotides long. RefSeq names its product cytochrome c oxidase subunit 5B, mitochondrial-like. Bases 1 to 348 code for a protein of 115 amino acids. The transcript has a single exon. NCBI's taxonomy places the organism in Eukaryota, Metazoa, Arthropoda, Insecta, Diptera, Culicidae. Gene Ontology annotation, biological process: mitochondrial electron transport, cytochrome c to oxygen. Gene Ontology annotation, cellular component: mitochondrial envelope. The record is from RefSeq and is a predicted model, not a curated record.